CCUUUCUCUUUCUUUCUUUCUUUCCACCCUUGGUGUGCGCUGCUUUUUCUCUCUCUCUCUCUCUCUCUUCUUUCUCUCUAUCUCUUUUAGAUUUGUUGUGAGGAGUAAAAUCUAGAUGGUGUCAGCUUCUGGUUUUAGCUGGGAGUCGGAGAGAGAGAGAUGGGGUUUGUGAAGCACAAGUUUUGAGAUAAUCUGAUCUGAAAAAACUUUCAAUCUUUAAAUGAAUCCAAUUUUACUGUAAUCUGCUGCUCUGUGGAGGGAAAUAUAUAGAACACCACUGCCCAAUUAAAGAACGAAAUGUGAGGAGUGGGUUUUAGCAAAGCGGAGACAACCUACUAGUGUUUUCACUACUGCUACUGCUACUUGUUUUACACUUCUCAAGCAAGGACACAAGCUGCUACUUCAAAACUCCUUACCAAGCAAUGGGGUCUGAGCAGAAUAGGUUCCCUCAGCAAGAACGGCGAAAGAGAUGGGGAGGAUGCUGGGGGGCAUUUUCUUGUUUCAGCUCGCAGAAAGGUGGAAAGCGUAUUGUGCCUGCAUCUCGAAUUCCCGAGGGCAAUGCAACAGUGGCACAGCCAAAUGGACCUCAAGUUGGUGGGCUGACCAACCAAGCUACAACACUAGCUCCAUCGCUUCUAGCUCCACCUUCUUCCCCAGCAUCAUUUACGAAUUCAGCUCUUCCUUCGACUGCUCAGUCACCUAGCUGCUUCUUGUCAUUAUCUGCCAAUUCACCUGGCGGUCCUUCUUCCACAAUGUUUGCCACUGGGCCAUAUGCUCAUGAAACUCAGCUAGUUUCUCCUCCUGUUUUCUCAACCUUUACAACUGAGCCAUCUACUGCACCUCUUACUCCCCCACCAGAAUUAGCUCACUUAACUACCCCCUCUUCCCCCGAUGUGCCUUUUGCUCACUUUCUCUCAUCUUCUGUUGAUCUGAAAAGUACUGAAAAGGCCAAUUACAUUGCUGCUAAUGAUCUUCAGGCAACCUAUUCACUUUAUCCUGGAAGUCCUGCCAGCAGUCUUAUUUCACCGAUUUCUAGGACAUCAGGUGACUGUUUAUCCUCAUCCUUUCCUGGACGAGAGUUCCCGCCACAUUGGGAUCCUACAGUAUCUCCCCAAAAUGGAAAAUAUUCAAGGAGCAAUUCUGGCAGGCUUUUUGUGCAUGACACAACUGGUGGCUCAAUGGUAUCUCAAGAUACAAAUUUCUUCUGUCCUGCUACAUUUGCACGAUUCUAUCUGGAUCAUAAUCCACCAUUUCCUCAUAAUGGUGGGAGGUUAAGUGUUUCCAAGGAUUCAGAUGCUUAUCCUGCUGGUGGAAAUGGCCAUCAGAAUAGGUCUAGUAGAAGUCCCAAGCAAGAUGCAGAAGAAUUAGAAGCUUACAGAGCAUCCUUUGGGUUCAGUGCUGAUGAAAUUAUUACUACUCAACAAUAUGUGGAGAUUUCGGAUGUAAUGGACGACUCAUUUACCAUGACCCCUUUUGCUUCAAAUAAAUCAACUGUGGAAGAAACUGUUGAAGCUGCAUCAAUAAGUGAAAGCGAAAAGGCCCAGAGAAUACAGCCAAACUUGCCAAGCAUUAAAUUGAAACUAGAUCUUGCAUGUGGUGAAGUGCCAGUCUCAUGCGAUAGAUAUGAAGAUCCUAAAUCAAGAAGGCAAGCUGGAGAUGUCUCUGGUUCAAGUACACCUGGUAUUCAUGUUUUGGCAGAUGAUAGUGACAUAUUCCCAAAGAUGACAUCAUCCAGAAUCAGCAGGAAAUAUCAUCUGGGAUCAUCGUGCUCAGAUGCAGAAAUAGACUACAGGAGAGGAAGAAGCUUAAGAGAAGGCAAAGGAGAUUUUGCGUGGCACUGACCAAAAUCUGAAGAAAAAAGAGGUGCUGGGUUGUUUCCAAUGUAUUAAAGUUGCAGGUUUCUGUGAUAUUCAUUUGUUAUGGAGUUAUCUGUCGAUAGGUGGAUGAUCUAACAUAUGAUCUAACCUAUUUGUCCUCCUGUCUUUACUCCGUUGCUGCUGUUUCAGGUGUGGCCUGAUCUUAUCCCAUUGACGAGUGUAUUAAAUCUCUUUGUUCCUAACUUCUCACGUUUCUAUAAGUUAUAUAUAAUAUAUAUAUUAUUUA
Ricinus communis (castor bean) is the source of this 2103-nucleotide messenger RNA. RefSeq lists its product as uncharacterized. NCBI's taxonomy places the organism in Eukaryota, Viridiplantae, Streptophyta, Magnoliopsida, Malpighiales, Euphorbiaceae. The coding region runs from base 423 to 1841 and encodes 472 amino acids. The transcript is spliced from 3 exons. The record is from RefSeq and is a predicted model, not a curated record.